This is a messenger RNA of Penicillium lagena, 843 nucleotides long. RefSeq lists its product as uncharacterized. NCBI's taxonomy places the organism in Eukaryota, Fungi, Ascomycota, Eurotiomycetes, Eurotiales, Aspergillaceae. The record is from RefSeq and is a predicted model, not a curated record. The transcript has 2 exons. Bases 1 to 843 code for a protein of 280 amino acids.
AUGCCCGUUCUAACCCUCCACCUCCUCACCCUAAACUCCCCCACCAACCUCCAACCCUUCAUCCAACAACUCAAACAAUCCCCAAAUCUAGAAGUCAUUCUCGCAUCCCGCCCGCGACAUGUGGUCAUCCACCCAACAACCCUUGACAACGACCCCCUCACAAAAACAACAUGGGACCUAAUGGUCCUCCUCAAAUGUGCCUCUAACACCACCAAUCCAAUCCCGUCGGCUUUACACAGCUGGGUCAAAAAUGAGUACAAAGUCACAACAGGGAUCCCUUCAAAACUCCUAUCAACCUACCCAGCCCGCGACGCAGACCUAAAGCAUUCCGCGCCUUCAGCUCCUCUAACAGGGUCACUAGAGAAUAUUCUCCGCGACGAGGGAAGAAGCUCUACCGCGCAAAACCUCGAAGUCUCACCGCAGCUCCUGGAAUUCAUGACCGAUCUUUCGAAAAUACAUCCUGGCCCCGUGACAAUGCUAAAUCUGUUGCAAUUCCACUAUCCCAAUGGGAAAGAAAGCUAUUAUCAAUACGGACAAGCGUUUAUCCCUGUCGCGGGUAAGCGAGGCGGGAGCGCGAAACUUGUAGGUGCGGUGGUGAACCCAUCGUCAUCGCCAGACGUGACGGACUCGAGGGGAGAUCAAUCCCCGCGUCCCGAAACGGAGUGGUGGAAUGAGGUUUCUGUCGUGCAUUAUCCGUCCAUUAGGCAUUUUUGUGAUAUGCUUGCUGGGGAGGAUUAUCAGGGUAUCAAUGAGAAGUAUCGUUUGUCGGCUUUGAGGGAUACGUUCUUGCUGUGUACGACUGAGUUUGAUGUGGAGGAGGGUGCUGGGGUUGCGAAGCUUUAA